Molecule: messenger RNA, 2104 nt
Organism: Megalopta genalis
Lineage: Eukaryota; Metazoa; Arthropoda; Insecta; Hymenoptera; Halictidae
Source: RefSeq, a predicted model, not a curated record
GUGAUGAAUUACAAUGUAAGCGAGAACUCUGUGCCUUGUAAAUCUGAACAAAGUCCCAGGACAUGGGUCCUCAGGCCCGAAGAAUAGACAAAAGAUAAUCGAUCUGCGUGGUUUCCAGCCGUGUUGCCUCUGAACGUCGUUAAAAAUUUUCGCUAGUUUUAAAGCAACGCCUACACUUUGCUCGCUCGCCGACAGAACUACGAACCUGUCUAAACGUUAAAUGUGAGAUGAAACAUUAAGCUUUAGAGACUAACAAUAACAAAGUGUAGAAUAUCAAUCACCAGGUUCUCUGGACCCCUGAACGGACGCAACGAUAUAUGAUUGAUGCUCGACCACUUUGUCAACAAACGACAAAUUCGACAGGAUCCCAUUUGCUCGCUGCACAUCGUCCUUCAACAAAUCGAAAGAUUUCCAGGUCCUAUUUAAAACAUUUAAACAGUCGAACGUUUAUAAUAAUAACUGUUCACCCCAUUCUAGCAAAAUGAAGAGAUAUCAUUGCUGUGCGCAUAUUUUAGGUGUCCGCUUAUAAAAUAAAAAUAUGUCAAUCGAUUGGUAGUCAACUCUGAUAUGAUAAAAAAAAAAGAAGAAAAGAAUCGGGACAAACGUACACUUCGAAAUCGUCGUCGAGCGGCGCCGUUUUCAGCAGUUCGAGCAUCAAACGCUGAAGGUACUUGUUGCUGUCCAAACCGUUUCCCGCUAAUUCGAGGCGUUUCUUUUCGGCGCGAAAUUCGAGGGCCCUCUGCAUAGAGAAACGACCGAGCAGAAAGCCGCACAGAAGGCACAGAAACCCGACGGAGAAGAGGAACGAGAAGCACAUGCGUUUCGUCACGAACUCGCUCGAUUCGUUGAGUCCGCGAGCCAUUUGAAAGCUGAGGACCCGUUGCAUGACUGACGCUGACUUCGAAGGGGCUCAAUAAUCGAUAUGGGUCAUCUCCUUGCGAGUCACUAAAAUCGCCGACGAUCCUUGGAAAAAGUGCAAAAGAUGCGGCGUCAACCAAUAACGAUGUAACAAUUAAAUGAAUUUAACAGAAAAUUACGAACCACUUUCGGAACACUUGGUUUGAUCAACGUUUUGCCGAUGAGGUACAAUAUCGUAUGAAACACGUAAGCCCUUAUUAUUGUACUGUGCUCGGACGGAAUCCUUUCAGCGAACUCUUGAUUUCAUGGAUGAAAGCUGCCAUGACUGUUCUUCAAGUUGUCUUCGUUAAAGAUCCAUCUAUCGGAUGAUUUUUAUGAAUCGCUUCUGAAAAAGGACUCUUUCGUUUCUACACAUGCAUACAGUACAGUCUCAGCGAAACUAACAGAGCCUAAACAGCAACACGUGAUUCUCCAUCGCGCGUCCAACGUGAACGUGCAACACGGUGUCCACAAAUUAACAUAACAACGAUGGAUGAAAUAGUAACGUGUCCUUACGAUCGAAGUCAUCGUGUUUCCAGCAGCAAGCUGUUACGUCAUCUUUUUCGAUGUAAACAAAGUAAUUCCUCAGAGAUGAAAAUUUGUUGUCCCUUCGAUGCCUUUCAUAUUAUUAACAAUGACGAUCUCAAGCAACACAUUGCAAACUGUGAAAGCAGUGGAAAUAUGGAAAGAUAUUUGUACAGUUUCGAAUCGCCGAAGCAGUUGGGCACAGUGCCCUUAAAAGCAGCUGCGAAGCUAACUGUGCCCAUAAUGAAAGAUUGGGAGGAGGAAGACGUACAAACAUACGAGCCUUGGAAGAAUACUGAAAAUAAAGAUAUAAUACGUUGCAAAUCAGGAGGUACUAGAUCGCAAAGAAGAGAUUUCAGAUUAGCUGAACGCACAAGACUGACUUCUCUCAAGAAAGAAAAUCUAUUCAAACGGAAUCAGACAACUUGUUUCGAACGUAACCCAUUGAAAAAAUAUCCCAGUGAUGUGGAACUGAUUAGAAAUCUGAGACGAAUGUCUCUGAUAGAUUUUGAGAGUUUAUUGAGUAGUGCUGACUUAAGUAACUUACAUAUUAGUAAGAAGAACAAGUUCAAAAAUCCAUUUUGCUGAAGGGAUAAUUAAAUCACACGACUAAACACUGUAGACUUCAUGUAUGUAUGACAAAAUUGAAUAAAUGCAAUUGCAAAUAGUAAAAAGAUUAAAA